Papilio xuthus (Asian swallowtail) is the source of this 1847-nucleotide messenger RNA. Its product is annotated as pre-mRNA-splicing factor RBM22. Gene Ontology annotation, cellular component: U2-type catalytic step 1 spliceosome; U2-type catalytic step 2 spliceosome; Prp19 complex. The transcript is spliced from 7 exons. Lineage: Eukaryota; Metazoa; Arthropoda; Insecta; Lepidoptera; Papilionidae. The coding region runs from base 173 to 1360 and encodes 395 amino acids. Gene Ontology annotation, molecular function: pre-mRNA binding; U6 snRNA binding; metal ion binding. The record is from RefSeq and is a predicted model, not a curated record.
CAUCCGCCAUCAUAUCUUGGCUUGUCAGUUGUUAUUUUAUUUACACAUUUCAACGUAUUUCGAUUAAUAAAAGUCGUCUUAUUUUUUAAGUUAAUAUAAAACAUGCUAGCAAGAUAACAUUUGCUAAAAAUUUAAAUACGUGUUACGUAAUAGUUUUUACUGUGCCUUCAAAAUGGCUAUGUCCAAAUCUACAAACACGUACAAUCGUCAAAAUUGGGAAGAUUCUGACUUUCCAAUUUUAUGUCAGACUUGUCUCGGUGAUAACCCCUACAUUCGUAUGACUAAAGAAAAAUAUGGCAAAGAGUGUAAAAUAUGUUGCCGCCCUUUCACCGUUUUCCGUUGGUGUCCCGGUUCAAGAAUGCGUUUUAAGAAGACGGAGAUUUGUCAAACAUGCUCCAAAUUGAAAAAUGUUUGUCAAACAUGUCUUUUAGAUUUAGAAUAUGGUUUGCCUAUUCAAGUAAGGGAUGCUGCUCUUAAGAUUCAAGAUGACCUACCUCGUAAUGAAGUGAACAAAGAGUACUAUAUUCAGAAUCUAGACAGUCAGAUGUCUAAGUUUGAUCCAACGCAGCCUAGUAACUCAGCUUUGAAAUCUAAGGGUGCUUCAGACUUAUUAUUGAGAUUAGCAAGAACUGCACCAUAUUAUAAAAGGAACAGACCACAUGUGUGCUCAUUUUGGGUAAAAGGAGAAUGUAGGAGAGGAGAGGAAUGUCCUUACAGACACGAAAAGCCUACAGAUCCUGAUGACCCUCUGGCAGAUCAAAAUAUCAAGGACAGGUACUAUGGUGUCAAUGACCCUGUAGCAGAGAAGCUGAUGAGACGUGCAGCUGCAAUGCCAGCACUCCCACCACCGGAGGACAGGACUGUUACCACAUUGUACAUUGGAAACUUACCCGAUAAUGUCACUGAAGAUGAACUUAAAGGACAUUUCUAUCAGUAUGGAGAGAUAAGAUGUUUAACCUUAGUGCCAAGAGCUCAGUGUGCAUUUGUACAGUACACAACAAGGACUGCGGCUGAGCAUGCUGCGGAGAAGACAUUCAAUAGACUGGUCAUUGGAGGGAAAAGAUUGACUAUUAAGUGGGGCAAGUCUCAAGGUCGACAAGGUGUGAACGAGAAGAGUGAUUUGCCUGCGCUGGAGCCUGUGCCAGGGCUGCCCGGAGCGCUGCCACCUCCGCCGCCCGCCUUCCUCCAUCCCUUCCCGCCACAGAUGCCGCCGCCGCCGAACCGUCCAAACGAUUUCUUCAACCUGCAGCACUACGCGAAUCCGGGCUGGGGCUGGGCGCCGCCGCCCGGCCUGCACUACCCCAGCCAGGACCCCGCACGUCUCGGUGCGCAUGCGCAUGCCAACGCGCCGCAGACAUAGGACACAAUGCAAGGAACUAUCCAACGAAUUGUCACUUUUUAAAGAUUCUUCCUUAUUUUUAUACAAAGUAGCAAUUUCAUAUAAUAUUAAGUAACUGUCUUGGGCAAAGGACGAAAUGCAGAAUACAGCCCCUCUAGAUAAAGUGCAUUCGUUACGAAGCGAAUCCAUAACGAAUGUAUAGAACUGACAAAAACUUUCGAUAAGUCACAUGAUUAUCCCGCUUCAGUUCCAUACAUUUGCAGUUAGCUAUGGAAUCGCUUCGAAGCGAAUGCAUUUCUAUCUUUGGUAAGGUGACAUUAAGCCAUUUGAGAAAAAAAUCGUGAUUUUAUUACUGACCAAUUACUUUAGUUAUAUUGAUUCAUGAAAAUGUUUUCAUUAUAUGACUUUGUAGUACAUACAUUUGUACAUCAAUGUGUAUAAUGUAAUUAAUAGAAUAGGUUUAAGUUUCAUGUAACAUAAGAAAUUUUCAAUAAAAACUUUUUAGACA